Molecule: messenger RNA, 3130 nt
Organism: Wasmannia auropunctata (little fire ant)
Lineage: Eukaryota; Metazoa; Arthropoda; Insecta; Hymenoptera; Formicidae
Product: cationic amino acid transporter 2
Exons: 14
Coding region: 665-3130 (821 amino acids)
Biological process (GO): amino acid transport; transmembrane transport
Cellular component (GO): plasma membrane
Molecular function (GO): amino acid transmembrane transporter activity
Source: RefSeq, a predicted model, not a curated record
GAAAGAGAGAUAGAUAGAAGGAAAAAGAGGGAGAGAAAGAAGAGAGUCGGAAGCGAGAGGGCGGAGGGUGGAGAAAGAACGACGCGACCAGAGGUUGUCCAGCGAACGGAGGUUGUCGCGAACCAGUGAGUUUAACGAAGGUAGAUGGAGAAAAAGAGGGAGAAAGAGAGAAGAAGAAACGUCGUGAAUUCUAUUGAGAUGCGUGCACAGAGAUAUAUAUAAAUAUAGAUAAAUGGAUAGAUAGAUAGAUAGAUAGAUAUAUGUAUACACAUGCGCAACGCGAAACGUGUGUGAGUGUACUUGGCUUGAUCGUCAUCGUCGUCAACGUUAUUUUCAUCGUCAUCGUGAACGCGUCCUCUUCCGGUCCGAAGCUUUUGGGACAGUGAGAUUUUCUUGGAGAAGUUCCCCGAAAGAGAGAGAAAGAAAGAGAAAAGAGAAAGAGGGAGAGAGAGAGAGAGAGAGAGGGAGAGGGAGAUACAAAGAGAAAUUCCCUCCCGCGGAUGAUCGCUCGUGAGCAGCUACGUGUCGCCGUCGCCGUCGCCGUCGUCGUCCGUCGUGCAUAUCUUUUCUCGUGAACUGUGAUUCUUUGUGCCGCUCUCGUCGAGGGAGGUGGAGGAACAGUGAUCUCUACGACGGGACGGGAUAAGACAGACAGGCAGGAAAAAUGAAGCUCGACCUGGACCGGGAGAAGGGCCUCGAGCUCUUCGGCAAGCUGAUACGUACAAAGAACAUCGAAAGUCUGCAGGGUGAUCAGCCCAAAACUGGUCCCGAGCCACUUCAUCCAGCCGACUCCAAGCAGAAAUUACAGAAGUGCCUGACGACUCUGGACCUGACGUCUUUAGGAGUUGGCUCCUGCGUCGGGACAGGGAUGUACCUUGUCGCAGGAAUGGUGGCGCGCAGCGUUGCCGGACCUGGUGUCGUCUUCUCAUUCAUUAUCGCAGCCAUUGCUUCCAUUUUUUCCGGGGCGUGUUACGCCGAGUUUGGAGUACGAGUGCCUCAUACAACCGGCAGCGCUUAUAUGUACAGUUACGUGACAGUAGGCGAAUUAAUAGCAUUCAUUAUUGGAUGGAACAUGGUGCUGGAGUACCUUAUAGGUACGAGUGCGUGUGCGUGCGCCCUUAGCGCCUGCCUGGACGCGUUGGCGAACGGUGCUAUUUCCGGGGCGAUAGCCAACAGCGUUGGCACCAUACUCGGACGGCCGCCAGAUUUUAUCGCGUUCGUCAUCACGAUACUCAUGAUGCUGCUAAUGGCGGCAGGGGUGAAGAAGUCGCUGGUGUUCAACAACGUGCUGAACGCCAUCAAUCUCGCCGUCUGGGUCUUCGUCAUGGCGGCGGGCAUGUUUUACGUGGAUUCCAACAAUUGGUCCGAGCAUAGCGGCUUCCUCCCCUAUGGCUGGAGCGGGGUUUUCACCGGCGCGGCGACGUGUUUCUACGCUUUCAUCGGCUUCGACAUAAUAGCCACCACCGGCGAAGAAGCGACGAAUCCGAAGAGGAGUAUCCCCCUCGCCAUCGUCUCGUCGUUGAUCAUAAUUCUCGUCGCUUACGUCACCAGCAGCAUGGUCUUGACACUGAUUGUUCCGUACGAUCAGGUCGAUCAGGACUCGGCGCUGGUGGAGAUGUUCGGCCAAGUCGGGGCCUACAAGUGCAAGUACAUCGUCGCGGUCGGUGCGCUGGCGGGCCUGACGGUCUCCAUGUUCGGCAGCAUGUUUCCGAUGCCUAGAAUAGUCUACGCGAUGGCACAGGAUGGCCUUAUAUUCCGGAGCCUCAGCCAAGUUUGGCCGGCGACUGGCACUCCCGCAAUUGCGACUCUAACUUCCGGCAUAUGCGCCGCUUUCGCUGCGCUGCUGAUCCAGCUGGAGGUGUUGGUGGAAAUGAUGUCGAUCGGUACCCUGUUGGCGUACACUCUGGUGUCCACGUGCGUGCUGAUAUUGCGGUACCAGCCGCAUUCGACGAAUCUGAUCGAAUUGCUGCCGCAGAGCCUGCGGACGCCGUGUCGGUCGCCCACGAAGGAGACGCAGGGGAACGGCCAAGUGACUUACGGCAAGGAGCUCAGGCCCGAUCAGCUUGUGACCGCGUUGAACUCGGUACAGACGUCCCAGUCGGAGCUCACGACCACCAACAACGGGCAGCGUGUCACGGUAAGGCGGGUGAGGAGAUGCAACAGCUCGUCGCCGGAUUCGGACGACACGUACGGCGGCGAGGAGGACGAGGUGGGAUUGGGUAAGGACGAUCAGUACCUCGUCAGCGACAGAACGGAGAACAAAUUCUACGGCAGCGUGCACGCGGCCGCGGCCGCCUCGAGUUGCGGUAGUGCUCAUCAGUAUCCCGGAAACACGCCGAUCAUAGGGCCACCGUUAAAUUAUCUACAACGUCGGCUGCAGGCGGCGCAAUAUCUUUGUCCUGCUAUAUUCCCGUGGGUGGACAGAGGUCCUGCUACAGAGGCGUCAGGACGUUACGUCAUGAAGCUCGUUGGGAUCUUAUAUCUCUUGAUCCUUAUUUUUGACAUAAUUAUCGUCUGUGGGAUGGGUAACAUGGGAACAUUUACAACGAUAUUACUAUUCUUAUUUCUCUUCGCCAUAAUCGGUAUACUUCUCGUCAUCAGUAGAAAGCCGCAAAAUAGGAGCAGCGUAAUGUUCAUGACGCCGGGCUUACCCUUUGUCCCCGCGAUCGCCGUUACCGUCAACAUUUAUCUCAUUUUCAAGCUCAGCAUCCUCACUCUGGUCAGAUUCACGGUCUGGAUGAUUCUCGGUUUCAUCAUGUACUUUCAGUACGGUAUCAAGAACAGUAGCCUGGAGGAGGCGAACGCGUCGGAGAACGUCGACGAUAUCGUCGUCGGCGGCACGGCCGGCAACAUCGAGCUGACCGUGACCGAUCACCAUCGGCAGCAGCAGAAGCAGUACUCGCCGGACCACAGCAUCUACGAGAGCCAGCAGCUGGACGCGUUCGGCCAGCCGGUGUUCGGCAGCACGAAUUUCGGCGGCACGCCGAACCAGCAGCACAUCGGCAUCGGCGGCCAGAGGCAAACGGGGCGGCAGGCGGGGACCGGCCGCCGCAUCGACCAAACCGCGUCAACGACGACGGGCAGGAACCUGUUCAUCGAUCAGGAUAGCUUCCCCACCUGGGACGAUUGA